CUCUCAUUUAUUACCUUUGUCUUUUGCCUCAAUUCCUUCUCCAUUCACUAAAUUCUCUUUGGUCUCCUCUCUAAUUGCUACUGAAUUUCUUACUCUCUCACACACACUCCCCCCCCAACUCCUAAACUUAGGGUUUCCUCUAUGAGGAAUCACCUGCUAUAAAUCUGUGUUGUUCCUCUCUUCAUUAGCCAAGGCAACUUUAUCUUGGGAGGGAACAAAGAGCAUACAUCUAGUUCUUGAGAGCUCUCCUCCAAGGGGGGAAAAAAAGGUACUUCUCUUUUAACUCACAUAAUCAAAGAAACCUAGCUAGAUCACAAGAAGAGAACAUGGCUUCAUCCAGCUCUUACAACUCUCCCUGUGCUGCCUGCAAGUUCUUGAGGAGAAAAUGUAUGCCAGGCUGCAUCUUUGCACCUUACUUCCCACCAGAGGAGCCUCAAAAAUUCGCCAAUGUUCACAAGAUCUUUGGAGCAAGCAAUGUGACAAAGCUCCUCAAUGAGCUUCUCCCUCACCAAAGAGAGGAUGCAGUGAACUCUCUUGCCUAUGAAGCCGAGGCAAGAGUAAGGGACCCGGUUUAUGGCUGUGUUGGUGCUAUCUCCUUUCUCCAGAGACAAGUUCAAAGGCUCCAAAAGGAACUCGAUGCAGCCAAUUCUGAUCUAAUUCGCUAUGCCUGCAGUGAAAUCUCAACUGCAUUGCCUGCACCACCAGGGGCAAGCUCAAUUCAAUCAAUGGCUCCUCGUCAAAGGCCAAUUGAGUAUAAUAGAAGGAUGGGCAAUGAAGGGGGUAACUAUCAUGCUCCUGGCAUGCCAUUUCCUUACACUCUUCCUUGGAAUGAUAACCCUUCAGGUGAUAAUAAUGAAGGAGAAGGAGGAGGAAGCAACAUGUGAUCAUUUCAGAGAGAGAAGCCCCAUGUAGGGUUUAUAGCUACCCUGAGGGUGCAUGGCCUUAUCAAGGAACUCAUCAUCUUGGUAUGGAAUUAUAAGGUUUCUAGCUGGCUAGCCUCACAUGGGUUCUUUAGCUAGAACACUUAAUUUAGUCUUUACAUAGUAAUUUAAUUGGUCGGUGUGGUAAUUAUACGCAUGGCCUGCUAAAACCAAGAAGUUAAGUAUUCUGCUUGAGGUUUUAGCGUGGUAUAUAUUUGGGGACCUAAAUAAGGCUGUAGAGCAUGGUGUGUGCGCGUGCGUGCAACCUUUGUUGAGUCAUUGGUGCAACUCUAGGCAUGUGCAUGUGGAGUUGCUAUUUCCCUGUCAUUGUUUAUGUUUGAGAAUAAAUGAUAUAAAACUUAUUUAGUUUAAA
Populus trichocarpa (black cottonwood) is the source of this 1293-nucleotide messenger RNA. Its product is annotated as protein LATERAL ORGAN BOUNDARIES. Lineage: Eukaryota; Viridiplantae; Streptophyta; Magnoliopsida; Malpighiales; Salicaceae. The coding region runs from base 327 to 884 and encodes 185 amino acids. The transcript is spliced from 2 exons. The record is from RefSeq and is a predicted model, not a curated record.